AUGGCUGAUCAAAAUGCAUCCCGCAUCGCCAUCCGCUUCGGUGGAGCAAGUUCGAAGGGCCCAAAAAACCCAUCUCAGAAUACAUCCCGCCCCACAACAUCGACAGCCCUAGGCAAAAGAUCACGAAGUGGUUUCGACCAUGACUCAGACGAUGACGAGUCCGAAGACGACCGACAUGAGGCCAUCACUCACUUUGGCGUAAACGGAGCUGGAAAUGAUGACGAGGUUGACGAUCGACCUCGGGACCAAUCUAGGUCUGGUGACCGACACCGCAGGAGUCAGAGCAAGGACUCAGCAGCGAAUCGAGGACGCGAGGAACCCGCUCAAUCAAAGAAUGAGGACCAAGAUGAAGAGGAGCCACUGAAAUACGGGCUUGUUUUGUCAAAGAAGCCCAAGAAAGAGACUGAGAAGGGAGGCACUGCGAAGGAGGGCGCCGACAAUGACGGAAGUGUAAUGCCCAAAAAUGCCGAUGAGGAAGCGAUUGAGGCGCUCCUAGACUCAGGACGGAAACGCACAUUACAUCGCACAGAGGACGAGGCCUAUCGGGACGCUACAGCCGACGCCCCCGAGGUGGACGACGUGGCCACCUACGAUGCAUUUCCAGUCGAAGGCUUUGGUGAGGCGUUGCUGAAAGGUCAGGGCUGGAAUGGCGAGAUGCGCGGUCCCAAGGCAAAGGAGAUCAAGAAGCGCCCAAAUGGGAUCGGCCUAGGAGCCAAGAAGAUGAAAGUAGAAGAGGACCUCGGCGGAUGGGACAGCAAGGGAAGGACGACCGAGAAACGACCAAGACUCGAUCAGUACCGAAGUGAAAAGGAUAAGGAGCGCAGCAGGAGAGAGGACAGGCAUCGCGACAGUUACAAAAAUGAACGAGAUCGUGAACGAGACCGGGACAGGCACAGGGACAGACAUCGGGACCGGGACCGGGACCGCGACAACUACAGGCACCGCGACAGAGAUCAUCGACGUUAA
Diaporthe amygdali is the source of this 966-nucleotide messenger RNA. RefSeq names its product pre-mrna-splicing factor spp2. Gene Ontology annotation, cellular component: spliceosomal complex. Lineage: Eukaryota; Fungi; Ascomycota; Sordariomycetes; Diaporthales; Diaporthaceae. Gene Ontology annotation, biological process: mRNA splicing, via spliceosome. The record is from RefSeq and is a predicted model, not a curated record. Bases 1 to 966 code for a protein of 321 amino acids. The transcript has a single exon.